This is a messenger RNA of Oryzias melastigma (Indian medaka), 2280 nucleotides long. RefSeq names its product mitogen-activated protein kinase 8a (gene mapk8a). Gene Ontology annotation, molecular function: JUN kinase activity; ATP binding. The transcript is spliced from 12 exons. The coding region runs from base 268 to 1584 and encodes 438 amino acids. The record is from RefSeq and is a predicted model, not a curated record. Gene Ontology annotation, biological process: protein phosphorylation; JNK cascade. NCBI's taxonomy places the organism in Eukaryota, Metazoa, Chordata, Actinopteri, Beloniformes, Adrianichthyidae. Gene Ontology annotation, cellular component: nucleus; cytoplasm.
CCGGUGACGUGCUGCUGGCACGCAUGCGUGCGCACUGCGCGUUCUGGUCCGUCAGCAGCAGGCAGAUGGAGACGUAGGCAUUGCAUUUGGUGAGGUCAUGUUAUUUUUAAGCCGUGAGACGGGAUAAAUCAUCGUUCGGCGGCGGCGUCCACGUCUCGCGUGCCGCUCCGGAGCCUUCCAGCGCGGAAACCGCGACGUUUGCGGGCGGAUCGGAGCUCCGAGAGGACUUUUUUGGAAGCGCAGAAAUCGCUCAUUGAAGAACUCACCAUGAACAAAAACAAGAAAGACAAAGAGUUUUACAGCGUAGACGUUGGCGAUUCUACAUUUACGGUACUAAAGCGGUACCAGAACUUGAGACCGAUCGGCUCAGGAGCGCAAGGAAUCGUCUGCUCUGCGUACGAUCAAACCCUUGAUCGAAAUGUCGCCAUCAAAAAGCUAAGUCGGCCGUUUCAAAACCAGACUCAUGCCAAGAGAGCCUACAGAGAACUAGUACUCAUGAAAUAUGUCAACCACAAAAAUAUCAUCGGCCUCCUAAAUGUAUUUUCACCACAAAAGUCAUUAGAGGAAUUCCAAGAUGUGUACUUGGUGAUGGAGCUGAUGGACGCCAACCUGUGCCAGGUCAUUCAGAUGGAGCUGGACCACGAGCGGCUGUCUUAUCUGCUCUAUCAAAUGCUGUGUGGCAUCAAGCACCUCCACUCUGCAGGCAUCAUUCACAGGGAUCUCAAGCCCAGCAAUAUAGUCGUCAAAUCUGAUUGCACUCUUAAAAUUUUGGAUUUCGGUUUGGCCCGAACGGCUGCUACAGGCCUCUUGAUGACUCCAUACGUGGUUACACGCUACUACAGAGCGCCAGAAGUCAUCCUGGGUAUGGGCUACCAAGCUAAUGUGGACAUAUGGUCUGUGGGCUGCAUUCUGGCAGAAAUGGUCCGACAUAAAAUCCUCUUCCCAGGAAGAGACUACAUUGACCAGUGGAACAAGGUCAUUGAGCAGCUAGGAACUCCUUCUCAGGACUUUCUGAUGAAGCUCAAUCAGUCAGUAAGAACCUACGUGGAAAACCGACCCCGGUACGCCGGAUAUAGCUUCGAGAAACUUUUCCCAGACGUGCUUUUCCCCGCUGACUCCGAUCACAAUAAACUUAAAGCCAGCCAAGCCAGAGAUCUCCUAUCUAAAAUGUUAGUGAUUGACGCAUCCAAGCGCAUCUCUGUAGACGAAGCCCUGCAGCAUCCAUACAUUAACGUUUGGUAUGAUCCAGCAGAAGUGGAAGCACCUCCUCCUAAGAUCCCAGACAAGCAUCUGGACGAGAGGGAGCAUACAGUGGAAGAGUGGAAAGAGCUAAUUUAUAAGGAAGUCACGGAGUGGGAGGAAUGGACGAAAAAUGGAGUGAUAAGAGGCCAGCCGCCUCCUUUAGGUGCAGCAGUGAUCGACAGCCCCCCGCAGCCCACGUCCUCCUCUUCCUCUUCCACCAACGACGUUUCAUCCAUGUCCACGGAGCCCAGUGACCCCAGCAGUGACCCCACCAUGGCCUCUGAAACAGACAGCAGCUUGGAUGGCCACACCUCUCUGAGUGUGCUGGCCUGCUGCAGAUAACAUCCAUGCGGCCGCUGCACGAGUGCAUCAUGGGAGAGCGUUAAGGCAGAAGGAAAACUUUUAAUGUACAGUUUGCUUUCAUGUCCCUAUGCUGCUGUAAAUUAUUGUGAUUGGAAACUGUAUCACCACCACUGUAUUUUUGCUGCAAAGAAUAUGUUUUCAUGUGAUUUAUGUAACUUAAGAAAGGGACUGGGGCGUGCUUUACUCGCUGCUGUUUUCAGCCAAUGAUGCAAAGUCUAAUUCCCUCCUGGACAGCACUGCAGUGUCAUGUUGGCUGUAAAUAUAUUGUUUUUCUAUGUCAAUUCUUUGUUUCGAAGGAGGUAAAUCUACCUGUAGAUUAUAAUAGCACACAUCAUCUUAGACCUUAAUGUAAAUGGAUGGUUUGAUUUGAUUUUUCUACAUUGAUUCUUUUUGUAGGUAUAAAGUAGAUAUUAGUAUAUCGAAGUUAAAGUAUUUAUUUUUAAAUUAUGUCUGUAUGGAUUUUCACAGUCCAGAAUUUUCUUUUUGUACUGUACAAUACUGUAAACUGACUGUAUUUUAGCUUCAUGGUGAUUCUUCUAGAUGAGUAAGAAACAGGUGAAUGUAAAAGAGAAAAAGAUGAUGCUGUAAAACAGUUUUUAUUGGCCCUUCCACUGGCUAUGUGAUGUGCUGUUGUUAGGGAUUGUCAUCAGAAACUAAAUCUAAAUCAAAAAUCUU